This is a messenger RNA of Talaromyces rugulosus, 3351 nucleotides long. RefSeq lists its product as uncharacterized. Lineage: Eukaryota; Fungi; Ascomycota; Eurotiomycetes; Eurotiales; Trichocomaceae. The coding region runs from base 1 to 3351 and encodes 1116 amino acids. The record is from RefSeq and is a predicted model, not a curated record. Gene Ontology annotation, molecular function: ADP binding; protein binding. The transcript is spliced from 9 exons.
AUGUCAAGACCGACCGAACUGCCGCAAGUCUAUUGUGGCCCUAGAGUUCAAACUUUAUUUGUUGCAAUACCGGGCGUGGGAACAUCUCCUCCAGACAAAUGGAGCGAUCUGAAUGAAGACAUCUGGCCAAAGUCUAUACAGACAGAUUCUGCUCCUGAUGUUGGCAUCUUCUAUUUCCCAAAUGAGCUGGUCACAGAAGAUCAGGGUUUCUCUUGGGAAAAGGUCGAGACGGCUGGCGCUAGUUUUCUUGGGGCUCUAGAACGUUUCGUCCAAAGCAACCAGCUGAAUGGCUGUCCAAUAUUUCUCGCUGCGCACAGCACAGGUGGCAUCAUUUUGAAGCGGGCUUUGUGUAUUGGCUAUCACAAUCCUCAACGUUUCCGUCCUCUUCUUCAAAAUAUCGCUGGGAUCAUUUUACUUGCAUGUCCUCACUCAGUCUCAGAUGAUCCCGAUGCAUGGUCGAAUAUUCCUUUGAUCUUCAAAACAUUUUUGAAGUCGAAGGCGAAACACGUCAUAACUCGACAGUCAUCGAUUGGCUUGUCAAAUGACUGUCUCAGCUUUCAAUGGGCCAUAGGUGAAAUUCCAGUCUUGAGCAUAUCCGAGACAGUGAAGACUCGCACUGGUGGAAUUCUUAGUCACAAAGUAAUGCUCGUCGAUAAAGCCUUUGCCAAAACGAAUGCAAAAAGUGAACAGAUGCUUCUGUCCAAAUCAGACCAUGCGAAUAUAUGUUGCGUUGAGACUGGUAGCACUGAGUCCACUACCAUAACUUCUUUUAUUGAGUCGGCGGCGAAGAAAGCAAAUGACAAAAUUAAAAGAAAGUCUCAGGAGUACAUGAUGCCCAUCGGACUUGGUGAAUCUACAGUUCGAAGCAAAUCAAGCUCAGGAUCACUGGAACGAGAAAAGAUAACAUACACGGGCACAAACUCGUCAGCUCCCGUACACAUUUCGCUCGUUACAAGUAACGAAGGGACUUCGGGCUCCACAGUUGGCAGCUUUCAACUCUUGCCCACUCUCACGGACUUCUCUGUUGAUAAGAUGGAUCCAAAGUUACCCUGCUUUGUGAUGCCGCUGAGUCGGAACCUUGUAUUCUCUGGCCAAGCCGAUGUGCUGGAGCAACUUGAAAAAUAUCUAUCACCUAUCAGCGACGACUAUUCUGCCUCGGAUGAGUCAGAAACCGGUAGUCAUCUACGAAUGUUCGCACUUUGCGGCCCAGGCGGCAUGGGGAAAUCUCAGGUCGCAGCUGAAUUUGUGUAUAAGUCCAACGAGCUGUUUGAUGCCAUUAUCUGGAUAUCAGCUGAUGAGCCAGUAAAACUCGCUCGAAGCUUUGACCAAGCAGCAGUCGCUCUUGGAUUGGUGGAGGCGGACUCUAUGGAGUCUAGGGAUCAUAUCUUGACCCGAGAUGCUGUAUUGGGAUGGCUCGCAAACCCUAUCAAGUCAUAUAAGCAACGCGAAAACGCUCAAUUCAAUGAGGCGACUUGGCUAUUAGUUUUCGAUAAUGUGGAAGAUCUUGAUAUGCUUGACGAGUACUGGCCAGCAUACGGUUCUGGGUCGAUUCUGGUAACAAGCCGAGACCCUCUUGUGAAAUCCUAUGGUUAUUCUCUCAGGCGUGGAUUAAGUAUGCCGGCACUCGAUACCACCGAGGGAGAAAAGCUGCUCAUCAAGUUAACCGGUCGAAGAAAACUGAGCAGCGAAGAGCGGGAUAGUGCCGCUGCGAUAGCUGAAGUUCUCGGUGGCCUUCCCUUGGCCAUCGUCCAAAUGGCUGGUGUGAUUACACGUCAAGACCUAACUUUCUCUGAGUUUCUGCUCAGGUAUCAAAAAGAAAGUGUCCAUGCAGAACUUUUCAACCUUAAGGUCGGACCUUCGAAAGCUCGCGCAGGCUAUGAGCACACAAUUGCCUCUGUUUGGGCAUUAGAUAACUUGGAAGAAUGUAGCCAGGCCUUGCUGCAGGCUAUGUCCCUCCUCGAUCCAGAUAGUAUUCCCGAGUACAUUUUAGAGGAGAACCCGGCCGCAAGUACAUGGCCCGGCUAUCCAUCAACGACCGCGGAGUACCUGAACGCUCGGACAGAGCUAAUCCAAAGAUCCCUGAUUAUACGCCAAAAGGACAAGACGCUCAACAUACAUCGGCUUAUCCAAGACGCAGUCAGAGCGAGAAUGACCGAUGAUGAGUUCAGCAACGCGUUCAGCUCCAUGUUAUCCUUUGCCUCAGCUGUCUGGCCAUAUGAGGAGUUCAGCUUUGGGAAUGAGAUAUAUCGGUGGGCUCGAUGCCAGGAACUCUUCCCUCACAUCCUCAAACUUCAAAGCUUAUUCUCCAGGUUUAAGUUACCAACAAAUUUAACGCAACAUCAUUUGGAUGGCCCCAAGCUUUUUAUUGAUACUGCAUCAAACACCAAUAUGUGGGGCCGCUUAGACGAUACAAUUCCUCUUCUCUAUCUAGCAGAAUUGAUGUGCGAUGCCCUUGCGGAUGGGAAUGAAGACGGUCCGUCCACACAAGAUCUGAACGACCAGCUGAUCGUACUCUACCGAACCAUAAUUUAUGAGCGUGGGGUUCGAGCUCUACAUACCAAUGACCCAGAGGGGGCCUUACUGAAUAUGGAAAAAUUCAACCAGCUUGUGCGCGACAGCUAUCAAGACAAGUCCCGCGGCACAGACCAAACACUUGGUGUCUCCUGGAACGAGCUCGGCAACGCCUAUCUCCAGAACAACGACGGCGUCAAAGCGGAAAAUUGUUUUCUCGAAUCUAAGCGGUCUUUGGAAGCCCUGGAUGGCGCAACACGAAUAAGUAUCUCGAUGCCCCUGAUCAAUCUCGGCUUUGCGGCUCUGGUUCAGGGCCGGGAAGCCGAGGCGGAUGAGAUCUUCUCUCAAGCGCUGGCAGAUCGAGAGAAGGAAUAUGGGGCCAACGACAAGAUUUCAUUCGUGACAGGUAAACUUCUCCUGGGCUAUGGCAACGUAAAGCUCGCGCAAGGAAAACUCGACGAGAGCUUUCUGCUUCACCAUCGCUGCCUACAGCAGUACAAAUCAACGGUAGGAAAUAACCACCACCGUACUGCCGAUGCCUGCGUGAAAGUAGCUUCUCAUUAUAUUCGGCUUGAAAUCUUUGAGUCAGCCUUAGCAUUACUCGAUCAGGCCAUCAAGAUAUACACCACGGGCGGCCAUCCGUACUUCAUCGCGGAGCACACGCGCGCCCGCCGGAAUCGUGGGAUCCUGUUCGAGCGCUUUGGAAAGCCGACCGAGGCGAAAGCCGAUCUAGAUAUUGCAAGGGAAUUAUGGAGGACGAUGUGUCCGGACGACCUGAGGAAGUUUGAGGAUUUGGAGAAUAAAGAUUUUGAUCAACGGAUCAUGUUUUGGUCGAGAUGA